Molecule: messenger RNA, 2042 nt
Organism: Nelumbo nucifera (sacred lotus)
Lineage: Eukaryota; Viridiplantae; Streptophyta; Magnoliopsida; Proteales; Nelumbonaceae
Product: aldehyde dehydrogenase family 2 member B7, mitochondrial-like
Molecular function (GO): oxidoreductase activity, acting on the aldehyde or oxo group of donors, NAD or NADP as acceptor
Source: RefSeq, a predicted model, not a curated record
AUUUUUCUUCCCCCCCAGUGAGUGUUUUCACUCACCUUUUUGCAUUCUCUCUACUCUGAGAAGCACACAGAGAGAGGGAGAGAGAGAGAGAGAGAGAUUUGGGCCAUGGCGAUACGAAGGGUGUUAUCACUCUCUCGGUCCUUAGCUGCUUCUUCUGCUUCUGCAGCUUCGUUACUCUCUCCGGGCAGAAAUCCAAGCUGGGGCAGAGACAUCUCUCGGUUUAGCACUGCUGCUUUGACUGAAGAAGAAGUAAUCAUUCCUCCUGUUCAAGUAGAACAUACCCAGCUGUUAAUCAAUGGGCAAUUUGUGGAUGCAGCAUCUGGGAGAACAUUUCCAACCUUCGAUCCAAGAUCAGGAGACCUGAUUACUCAUGUUGCUGAAGGUGAUGAGGAAGAUAUAAACCGUGCUGUCUUUGCUGCUCGAGAGGCAUUUGAUGAUGGACCAUGGCCAAGGAUGACCGCAUAUGAAAGAUCAAAGAUAAUAUACCGCUUUGCUGACUUACUUGAAAAGCACAAUGAUGAAAUAGCAGCACUUGAGACCUGGGAUAGUGGAAAGCCUUAUGAGCACACUGCAAAUGUUGAAAUACCAAAGAUGACACGUCUCUUUCGAUACUUUGCUGGUUGGGCAGACAAGAUUCAUGGUCUCACAGUCCCAGCUGAUGGACCAUACCAUGUUCAAACCCUGCAUGAACCAAUUGGUGUUGCUGGGCAGAUUAUUCCAUGGAACUUUCCUCUUAUGAUGUAUGCUUGGAAAGUUGGGCCAGCACUAGCAUGCGGUAACACUGUUGUGUUGAAGACUGCAGAGCAUACACCAUUAUCUGCUCUCUAUGUAUCAAAGUUAUUCCAUGAGGCUGGUCUUCCUCCAGGUGUUUUAAAUAUAAUUUCUGGAUUUGGUCCAACUGCUGGUGCAGCUCUCGCCAGUCAUAUGGAUGUGGACAAGAUUGCCUUCACAGGAUCAACUGGUACUGGUAAGAUUAUACUUGAAUUAGCUUCAAAAAGCAAUCUUAAGGCAGUGACAUUAGAGCUCGGAGGGAAAUCCCCUUUCAUUGUAUGUGAGGAUGCUGAUAUUGAUAAGGCUGUUGAACUUGCUCACUCGGCUGUGUUCUUUAAUCAGGGACAAUGUUGUUGUGCUGGGUCUCGUACAUUUGUUCAUGAACGCGUAUAUGAUGAGUUCAUAGAGAAAUCCAAGGCACGUGCUAUGAGACGUAUCGUUGGUGAUCCCUUCAAGAAGGGUGUAGAACAAGGUCCUCAGAUUGACAAAGCGCAGUUUGAGAAGAUCCUAAGUUGCAUAAGGUCUGGCAUUGAAAGUGGUGCUACCCUUGAAACUGGGGGUGAAAGGUUCGGUACCAAAGGCUACUUUAUUCAGCCCACCGUUUUCUCAGAUGUCCAGGAUGACAUGGCAAUUGCCACUGAGGAGAUCUUUGGCCCAGUGCAGUCCAUCUUGAAAUUCAAAGACCUUGAUGAUGUGAUCCAAAGGGCAAACAAAUCUCGGUAUGGACUGGCUGCAGGAGUCUUCACUAACAACAUAGAGACCGCCAAUACCUUGAUGCGUUCAUUGAGAGUUGGGACAGUAUGGAUUAAUUGUUAUUUUGUCUUUGAUGCCGCAAUUCCUUUUGGUGGGUACAAGAUGAGUGGAAAGGGCAGAGAGAAGGGAGCCUAUUGCUUAAACAACUACUUACAGGUGAAAGCCGUUGUGUCCCCGUUGAAGAAUCCAGCCUGGUUAUGAUCUACCUCCUGAUGUUGUCCCAUGCCUCUGCUUAUAAUAAUGCUAAGAGGCAUGCAUCUUUGUAUUGAAAACUACAUGCUUCUGUAGUUGAGUAUAUUAGCAAUCUACCUAUAUGAAUUCUGUUGCUAAGAGCCCUUGUGCAAAUAAAAUCAUUUCUGCCAGAGCUUCAAGUUAAAAAUCAUAUUCAGAAUCCAUGGUUGAACCCACAUUGUGUAGUGUCUUGGGGAGUUUUCGCACAAAUGACUUGACUUGAGCAAGGGCCCUCUGCAACAUAAUCCAUCCCAGCGAUGAAAUAGGAACUCUCUUGCCUCUAAUUA